Messenger RNA from Drosophila elegans, 1655 nucleotides. RefSeq names its product cytochrome P450 4d2 (gene Cyp4d2). Bases 33 to 1559 code for a protein of 508 amino acids. The transcript has 5 exons. The record is from RefSeq and is a predicted model, not a curated record. Gene Ontology annotation, molecular function: iron ion binding; oxidoreductase activity, acting on paired donors, with incorporation or reduction of molecular oxygen; heme binding. Lineage: Eukaryota; Metazoa; Arthropoda; Insecta; Diptera; Drosophilidae.
UCAGUUGUGAAUCAUUCGUCGAGCGCUGAACAAUGCUGGCUGCUGCGGGUCUGCUCCUCCUGGUGGCGUUCGCCACACUUCUGGUGUGGGAUUACUUUUGGCGGAAGCGGCGCAACGAUAUGCUGCACUAUAUGCCGGGUCCGCGACCACUUCCCCUGCUGGGAAACGUCCUCAUGUACCGCGGCCUGAAUGCCGAGCAAAUCAUGGACUUUGUGAUGAAGAAUCAACGCAAGUACGGUUACCUCUACAAGGUGUGGGUUAUCCACCAGCUGGCCGUCUUCUCCACGGAUCCCCGAGACAUUGAGUUUGUGCUGAGCAGCCAACAGCACAUCACCAAGAAUAAUCUGUACAAGCUGCUCCAUGGCUGGCUGGGCGAGGGAUUGCUGAUGAGCACGGGCAGGAAGUGGCACGGUCGGCGGAAGAUCAUCACGCCCACGUUCCACUUCAAGAUCCUGGAGCAGUUUGUCGAGAUUUUUGACCAGCAGAGCGGCGUGAUGGUGGAACAACUUCAAUCGAGGGCCGAUGGCAAGACGCCCAUCAACAUUUUUCCGGUGGUGUGUUUAACUGCCCUGGACAUCAUUGCAGAAACUGCUAUGGGCACCAAGAUAAAUGCCCAGAUGAAUCCCAAUCUGCCCUACGUAAAGGCCGUCAAUGACGUCACCAACAUCAUGAUCACCCGUUUUAUCCACGCCUGGCAGCGGGUGGACUGGAUUUUCCGGUUGACCAAGCCAUCGGAGGCCAAACGGCAGGAUGCGGCCAUCAAGGUGAUGCACGACUUCACCGAGAACAUCAUCCGCGAGCGGCGUCACACGCUGGUCAAUAGCUCGCAGGGUAAGACGACGCCAGAGGAGCAGGUGGAAGAUGAUCUGGGCCAGAAGCGUCGCAUGGCCCUGCUGGAUGUGCUGUUGCAGUCCACCAUCGACGGGGCUCCGUUGAGCGAUGAGGACAUCCGCGAGGAGGUGGACACCUUUAUGUUCGAGGGCCAUGACACCACCACCUCGGCCAUUUCCUUCUGUUUGUACGAGAUCUCCAGGCAUCCGGAGGUGCAGCAGCGUCUGGUGCAGGAGAUCCGUGAGGUGCUCGGAGAGGAGGAUCGUAGGGGCCCAGUUACACUGCGCGAUCUGGGUGAGCUGAAGUUCAUGGAGAAUGUGAUCAAGGAGUCGCUGCGUCUGCAUCCGCCAGUGCCCAUGAUCGGCCGUUGGUUCGCCGAGGACGUGGAAAUACGUGGCCAGCGCAUUCCAGCGGGCACAAACUUCACCCUGGGCAUUUAUGUUCUCCUCCGGGAUCCGAAGUACUUUGAGCACCCCGAUGAAUUCCGACCCGAGAGAUUCGAGGCGGAUGUUCCCCAGACUCAUCCGUAUGCCUACAUCCCCUUCUCCGCUGGACCAAGGAACUGCAUUGGUCAGAAGUUCGCCAUGCUGGAGAUGAAGAGCACCAUCAGCAAGCUGCUCCGUCACUUUGAGCUGCUGCCCCUGGGUCCUGAUCCCCGGCACUCGAUGAACAUCGUCCUGCGUUCGGUCAACGGCGUCCAUUUGGGCUUGAAACCUCGCGCAGCUUGAGGAGACUUCUCUUAGCAUCUGUGUUUGACUAGAAUAAAUGUGUAUUAUGUGAUAUAUUUCUUGGCAUUUGGGUAAAUUAAAGUGAAAGUACCUUUA